Molecule: messenger RNA, 3126 nt
Organism: Ziziphus jujuba (common jujube)
Lineage: Eukaryota; Viridiplantae; Streptophyta; Magnoliopsida; Rosales; Rhamnaceae
Exons: 29
Coding region: 69-2975 (968 amino acids)
Biological process (GO): secondary metabolic process; proteolysis
Molecular function (GO): acyltransferase activity, transferring groups other than amino-acyl groups; serine-type carboxypeptidase activity
Source: RefSeq, a predicted model, not a curated record
UUUUUCAUUUUAAAAAUUUAUAAGAGUUCGAGCAAAGUUAGCAUUUGCAUGCUGAAAUUAAAAACUCCAUGGAAGGACUACUGGGAUCAGCUUCUAAUUUCUCUCACAUUUUCCUUCUUCUUUUUCUUCUAUUGCCUUGUUCACAGCUUGCGGUGCCUCUGAAUGUGCAUAAGUUUCUUCCUGGGUUUCUGGAGGGACCUCUUCCUUUUCAUCUUGAAACUGGGUACAUUGGAGUGGGUGAAUCUGAGGAAGUGCAGCUUUUCUACUACUUUGUAAAGUCUGAGAGGAAUCCAGAGAAAGACCCUCUCAUGCUUUGGCUAACAGGUGGUCCUGGUUGCUCUGCCUGGUCUGGCCUUGCCUUUGAAGUUGGUCCGAUAAAAUAUAACAUAGAACAUUACAAUCGAAGUCUCCCGACGUUUGUCUUAAAUCCAUCAGCCUGGACAAAGGUAUCCAGCAUAAUAUUUGUAGAUUCACCAGUUGGUACUGGGUUUUCUUAUGCAAAGACUGCUGCGGCAUCUCAAACUGGAGAUUUCAAACAAGUAGACCACCUCCUCCAAUUCUUCAGAAAAUGGCUGAUUGAUCAUCCGGAAUUUAGCUCAAAUCCAGUCUACAUUGCAGGAGAUUCCUACUCUGGCAUGAUUGUCCCUGUUCUUACCCAAAAGAUCUCAAAUGAAAAUGAAGGAGGCAUCAAACCGUCCAUAGAUCUUCAGGGAUACAUACUUGGGAACCCAAUAACAGAUCCAGCUGAUAGCAAUUUUAAAAUCCCAUUUGCUCAUGGAAUGGCACUUAUAUCUGAUGAACUAUACCAGUCAUUGGAGAGAAGUUGUGGAGGAGAUUACAACAACAUAGAUCCAAGCGAUACAGAGUGCCAGAAACAUCUUAAAGCUUAUCGCAUGUGCAUUUCAGAUAUUAAUCAAGCAUAUAUUUUGGAGCCCAACUGCAGUGCUAGGAUUCCACAAAAUAUCAUUAGUGAAAGAAGAUCUCUCAAUGAGAAAUCUAAAGCCAUCUUUGAUCCAUCGGAUCCUGAACCCAUGCCGGGAUGUCCUAACAAUGGAUACUUUCUCUCUGCUUUUUGGGCCAAUCAUCCUGAUGUCCGCCUCGCGCUUCACAUACGAAAAGGAAGUAUCGGAAAAUGGCGGCGAUGCAAAUUAUUACCUUAUUAUCAGCAUGAGGUCCAUAGCAGUUUCCCAUAUCAUGUAAAUCUUAGUACUAAAGGCUAUCGUUCUUUAAUAUACAGUGGAGAUCAUGACUUGGCGGUACCAUUCUUAGCAACUCAAGCAUGGAUAAGAUGUUUGAAUUACUCCAUUGUUGAUGAUUGGAGGCCAUGGCUUGUCCAAGGCUUUGUUGCAGGGUACACCAAGACUUACUCCAACCGGAUGACAUUUGCAACUGUCAAGGGAGCAGGGCACAUAGCUCAUGAAUACAAGCCUGAACAGUGUUCUGCAAUGUUUAAAAAAUGGAUAGACAAUAAUGUAGAACUCGUGUAUGCAUAUGAUAUCCAUCUCUAUAAGAGCAAGCAGGAAUUGACCGGCCCUCCUAAAGUAGAUAUUAACUCCAUGGAAGGAGAACAACUGGGUUCUUCAACUUCUCUUUUUUCUCACAUUUUCCUUCUUCUCUUUCUUCUCUUGCCUUGUUCACAGCUUGCGCUGCCUCAGAAUGUGCAUAAGUUUCUUCCUGGGUUCCUGGAAGGACCUCUUCCUUUUCAUCUUGAAACUGGGUACAUUGGAGUGGGUGAAUCUGAGGAAGUGCAGCUUUUCUACUACUUCGUAAAGUCUGAGAGGAAUGCAGAGGAAGAUCCUCUCAUGCUUUGGCUAACAGGGGGUCCUGGUUGCUCUGCCUGGUCUGGCCUUGUCUUUGAAGUUGGUCCAAUAAAAUAUAACAUGGAACAUUACAAUCGAAGUCUCCCAACAUUCGUUUUAAAUCCAUCAGCCUGGACAAAGGUAUCCAGCAUCAUAUUUGUGGAUUCACCAGUGGGUACUGGAUUUUCUUAUGCAAAGACUGAUAUGGCAUCUCAAACAGGAGAUUUCAAACAAGUAGACCAUCUCCUCCAAUUCUUCAGAAAAUGGUCGAUUGAUCAUCCGGAAUUUAGCUCAAAUCCAGUCUACGUGGCUGGAGAUUCCUACUCUGGCAUGAUUGUCCCUGUUCUUGCCCAAAAGAUCUCAAAUGAAAAUGAAGGCGGCAUCAAACCGCUUAUAAAUCUUCAGGGAUAUUUACUUGGGAACCCAGCAACAGAUCCAACAGAUUCCAAAUUUAAAAUCCCAUUUGCUCAUGGAAUGGCACUUAUAUCUGAUGAACUCUACCAGUCAUUGGAGAGAAGCUGUGGAGGUGAUUACAAUAACAUAUAUCCAAGCAAUACAGAGUGUAAGAAACAUCUUAAAGCUUAUCACAAAUGCAUUUCAGGCAUUAACGCAGAAUAUAUUUUGGAGCCCAACUGCAGUGAUAGGAUCUCACAAAAUAUCACUAGUAAAAGAAGGUCUCUCAGUAAGAAACCUAAAACUAUCUUUGAUCCAUGGGAUCCUGAACCCAUGCCUGGUUGUCCUAACAAUGGAUACUUUCUCUCUGCUUAUUGGGCCAACCAUCCUGAUGUCCGCCUAGCGCUUCACAUACGAAAAGGAAGUACCAUUAAUUGGCAGCGAUGCAAAUUAUUACCUUAUUAUCAGCAUGAGGUCCACAGCAGUUUCCCGUAUCAUGUAUACCUUAGUGCAAAAGGCUAUCGCUCUCUAAUAUAUAGUGGAGAUCACGACUUGGGGGUGCCAUUCUUAGCAACUCAAGCGUGGAUAAGAUCAUUGAAUAACUCCAUUGUCGAUGAUUGGAGGCCAUGGUUUGUCCAAGGCUUUGUUGCAGGGUACACCAGGACUUACUCCAACCGGAUGACAUUUGCAACUGUCAAGGGAGCAGGGCACAUAGCUCCUGAAUACAAGCCUGAACAGUGUUCUGCAAUGUUUAAAAAGUGGAUAAAUUAUGAACCUCUCUAAUUUAAUCAUCUCCAGCUCCUCUGCGUUGUCAGUAUCAAUGCCUGCCAAGCUUAUUUGCAUUUACAUAUGCUUCACUUUUUGCCUUAACAAUGUAGAACUUAUGUAUACAUAUGAUAUCCAUCUCAAUAAAGGCAAGCAGGGAUUGGCAAUA